UAAACAGAGAAGAGGAAGCGCAGCACAUACUGUAGCUAGCAUCCUCGGUUCGGUAACGCUGACGGAGAGGAGGGAGGAGGAGAACACUAAUAACGAACAUAUAGAAGGAUAAAAGCCUCCGUGAUGCAACCUAAAGCUUUGAAGAAGACCGGCGCGCGGUGAAGGAUUUGGACCUUUUACAUAUAGCAAGCGCGAAGCCGAGAGGGUGUGCGCUUAAUCCAAUGGGCUGCGGUGGAAGCAGGGCUGCUGCAAUUGAACCACGAUAUUAUGAGAGCUGGACCAGGGAGACAGAAUCGACAUGGCUUACAAACACCGACACCGAAACCCCCCAGUUGCACCAAGGAAUAGUCAGUAAUAACAUCGGGAGUCUCGAGAGUGCUGGCCCUGGUAUGAAAGAGAACGCCGUGACAUGUACAGGUAAGGCGGAGGGGGGUAGGCAGGCACAGUUAGGUGCAAGCUCCUCUCUCCGGGAGAAGAGGAUGGUGAACACGGGAACGCAAUGUGGGAAGCAGCCCGUGCUCUCCACCUCCAGUGUCAGCACCCAAAGGAGGCCUGUGCACAGGGAAGAGACCAAGCAAGAUGCCAGAAGAAUGUCCUCCAAGGACAUGGCUGUGAAUAUCACCAAGAGUAUCCAGCAAGUCAGCCGGGGGGACAUGACGCCCAGCUGUGUCCAGUAGGGGGGUCUUGUUCUGAGUGCUGCGGGGCGGAGAGGAGCGGAGGACACGGUCUGGGAGAAGACUGCUGGGAUAAAGUGACUGUUUCAAAAGGCCAUCAAACUGAGGCCAGGUAGUUCCAUUCCUAGCCCAGAGGACUGAGGUUCAAGACGCCAUUUGAAUGAGGUGCCCUUACUACCCUGUCUGGUAAUGCAGGGUAAAUUGCCAACUGGAAAAUGCUGCUGAAAUCGACCUUUACCUAUUUGUAAGUGUCCUGUUCGUUUUGUUUGAUCAUUGUUCCAGCCAUUUCAUAAAGAUCCUCAGUUGGAAAUGCUGUGAGUUGUAAUAGAUACUCUGUGGUGACAUUGAUGAUUCAUCAUCUUUGUCCUGCUAGGUCAAAAUGAUGCUUAAAAGGCAUUGAGUGUUGACAGAUGAUGUGCCAAGAAUGGCAUUUGGCUGUUCAUACCCAGGAAUUAUGAUUAGAUCUCACUGGGGCUGUUAUUGGUACAUCUUUGUUAUGUUCAGCUUAAUAAAUUGCCAAGUAUCUAGUUAAAUAUGUACUUCCCAGAAAACAACAUUAGCAUCUAGUUCCAUUUUUAUCCAUGAGAACUGACAAAUAUCAACAAUAAUAAUUCAAUGAACCAGGCAUAGAUUCCCUGGAAAGGUCUGGAAGUAGGAGCGGUUUCAUGGUUUACAUGUAAUACUUGUCAUUACUUCUCAAUCACGGUGCAUCCAUUAACGUAAACACAGGAUGGCAAUGCACAUUGUUGCUGCAAUUAAAUGCAUGUAUAUGGUCAACAAAACAAUAUGCCUGUUAUUUUUCUAGUAAUUCAAAUAACAGAUAAAAUUGAAACUA
Anguilla rostrata (American eel) is the source of this 1509-nucleotide messenger RNA. RefSeq names its product brain and acute leukemia cytoplasmic protein-like. Gene Ontology annotation, cellular component: cytoplasm. NCBI's taxonomy places the organism in Eukaryota, Metazoa, Chordata, Actinopteri, Anguilliformes, Anguillidae. The transcript has 3 exons. Bases 222 to 677 code for a protein of 151 amino acids. The record is from RefSeq and is a predicted model, not a curated record.